This is a messenger RNA of Amphimedon queenslandica, 4485 nucleotides long. Its product is annotated as kinesin-like protein KIF21A. NCBI's taxonomy places the organism in Eukaryota, Metazoa, Porifera, Demospongiae, Haplosclerida, Niphatidae. Gene Ontology annotation, cellular component: microtubule associated complex. The record is from RefSeq and is a predicted model, not a curated record. Gene Ontology annotation, molecular function: microtubule motor activity; ATP binding; microtubule binding. Bases 162 to 4313 code for a protein of 1383 amino acids. The transcript is spliced from 32 exons. Gene Ontology annotation, biological process: spindle elongation; mitotic spindle organization; microtubule-based movement.
UUUACCAAUACUUUUGAAAAAUGAUGUUUAGCUGACUUCACUGAUCAGUGUCGAGGUGAUUUGUGUCUCAUCCAGGUUCUGUUCUGUCAUACUUUUGGUAUAAGGAGGACGAAUCUUGCAUGCUAUAGUCCCACAGAGCAAUUGUUGGUUGUUGUUCUGCAAUGGAUAGAAAUGAUCAAGACACUAGUGUCAAGGUGGCUGUCAGAAUAAGACCACAGAAUGCUAAAGAACAAGUUGACAUGUGUCGUGUAUGCACAUUUGUAACACCUGGUGAACCUCAAGUUGUACUGGGAAGAGAUAAAGCAUUCACUUAUGAUUAUGUUUUUGAUACUGGAACAGAACAAGUUCAACUGUAUACUUCAUGUGUUGAGAAACUUGUUGAAGGGUGUUUCAGUGGCUUAAAUGCUACAGUCUUGGCUUAUGGACAGACUGGUAGUGGUAAAACAUACACAAUGGGAACAGGAUUUGAUGUGACUGUGUUACCCGAUGAACAAGGUGUAGUACCAAGAGCUGUACACCAUUUGUUUAAUGGUAUUAAUAGUCGUAUUCAAGAUGCUAUAAAAGAGAAAAGAGAUCCACCACAGUUUGAUGUCUCUGCUCAAUUUCUUGAGCUGUAUAAUGAAGAAAUUAUUGAUUUGUUUGAUCCUUCAAGAGACACCUCUAACUCUAAACGACUUAAAAUACAUGAAACUCAUGAAGGUAUUAUUUAUGUUGAUGGAGCUGUUGUUCAAUCAGUUAAAAGUGAGAGUGAGACUCUUGAUGCUCUUAAAAGAGGCGCCCUCUCACGGACUGUUGGAAGUACCAACAUGAAUGCUCAGUCUUCAAGAUCACAUGCCAUCUUCACAAUCAGUGUGUCACAGAAAAGACCUGUACAAUUGACUGAUGCCAGUGAUUCUGCUGGUUCUCAAGAUUGGGAGACACUAACAGCAAAAUUUCAUUUUGUUGAUUUGGCUGGUUCUGAAAGAUUAAAGAGAACAGGUGCCACAGGAGAAAGAGCAAAAGAGGGAAUUAGCAUUAAUUGUGGUCUGCUUGCUCUGGGUAAUGUUAUCAGUGCCUUAGGUGACAAGACUAAAAGAGGAUGCCAUGUACCUUAUAGAGACAGUAAAGUAACUCGUCUGCUACAGGAUUCCUUGGGUGGAAACAGUCAAACUCUGAUGAUUGCCUGUGUGAGUCCUAGUGAUAGAGACUUUAUGGAGACACUUAAUACUCUAAAGUAUGCAAAUAGAGCAAGAAACAUUAAGAACAAGGUGUCUGUUAAUCAAGAUAAGAACAGUGUGCAAAUGGCUGCCUUACAUAGGAGGAUACAAGAACUAGAGCAACAAGUUCAAGAGUUUCAGAGUGGUCGGCUAGUUGUAACUGAAUCUGGUAGUGUAGUUAUCAAUGAUCUUGCUAAUGAAAACACUAUGUUAAAGGCUGAAAAUGACAAAUUAAGAGUGCGUAUUAAGAAAUUGCAAGAGCUCUUAAACAGUCAAACUGAGAGGCUAGCAUCAAUACAAGCUGAAAAAGAGAUGCUGUCAUUAGGAGGAUGUUAUGAUGAGUCUACUGGUCAAGUGAUGAGUGUUGAAAGGACCCAGGAUAAUUCAAGUCCACAAUUUCAAGAAACUCUGCAACAAUACCUGCAUCAAAUUGAAGAAUUAAGAUCAAAGUUAUUUUUAGUUCAAUCUCAAGUGACUAGUGAAACAAUUCCAAAUAUGUCCCAUUCAACUCUUGGCCAUCCUCUGUCUUCAUCCUCUUCUUCCGUAUUGCAUACUCCUGUAAAGAAAGGUCAGACAUCACAAGGUCUCCUUCCACCACCUGAACUGGUUACUAGCGAAUUAAUACAAACAGCUCGUGAUGAUAUUAACAAGUUAGAACAACAAUUGUCAUCUAGAAGUAAAUUAGUGAAGUGGAAGAAGAGAGCACGAAUUAGGAAGAGAAGUAGAAGUAUGUCACCAGAAAGAAUGAGUGAUGUAGAAGUGUGGGUAUCAAAGAGUGAAACUGAUUUGCUGUCUAAUAAAGAGCAAUAUCACACUGAUAAAGAUUUAGAAAAAGGAGAAGAGUGUGACACAGAUACUGAAGUUGAUGAUAGUAACACAGAUGAUGAAGAUACCGAUAUGGAGGAAGAUGCUAACAGUGUUAUUUGGUCGUCAUGUGACAGUAAUGAUGAAAGUGAUAGUGAGACAGCAAGUAUUGCUACUAGCAUUGUUGAAUUGACUAGUGAAAUGAAUAUCAAGCAACAACUAGUUGAUCAAUUAGAGAAAGCUCAAAGGAGUCUCCAUUCUCUUAGGAGCCAGUAUGAAGAAAAAAUGGUUGUGUUACAAACACAAAUUCGUGCAAUUGAAUCUGAAAGGGAUAAGAUUAUUAAAGACCUAGCUUCAAGUCGUCAGUCUGAAGUAAGAGAUGAAAAAAUUAAAGAAAUGAAGGAGAAGUAUGAGACUCAGUUGAAUGGUUUGAAAAAAGAACUAAAACAUUUGGAAAUUGCUAAGAGAGACCACACUAUUGCUCUAAAAAAGAAUGUUCAACAAGAGACUGAACUACGCAAGUUAAGAUCAGAUCUUUCUAAUUUGAAAAAUCAAAAAGUUGGGUUAUUGAAACAAUUGAAGAAAGAAACUUCAAUUUCUAAGAAGAAUGCUCAAAAGAAUGAAAAAGAACUGGCUAAAUUGAGGAAAGAUCAUCGUAAAAAAGAGAAUCAGAUUAGAAACCUUCAAGCUGAUGCCAGGAAAAAGGAAAUAAUGCUAAAAAGAAAAAAUGAAGAAGUUCAAGCAUUACGACGCCAGCAAUCUGCUAAAGAUGUCACAGCCAAAAAGGAACGUCCUCUCACUGCCCCUCCAGUCCCCUCUCCUCAAGUGUCUAGAAAAGAUCCCAACGCACAGCCAGCUGCUAAAAAAGCUAAACUUGGACGACGUCAAUCAUCUAUGUUUACUAGUGAUUCUGCUAGAAGAAAAUGGAGGAAAAUGGAAGUCUUGAUUAAACGAGUGAUUGACAAACAUCAAACAAUGAAUUUGCUUGAGUCUGACCUGGACCGAUGGCUACUCAAAAGAGAUGAGCUGUCAGAGAGAUCUGAUCAGUUAAAGCUGCAGAAAGAAACAUUGCUACAAGCAACUGAAGAUUCUGAGACACUAGCUUCUUUAGAAGAGGAGUAUGAGGCAUUGUCUGCUCAAAUAAACUGGACCAAUGAUUCAAUUGAUAAAUUGCAGGAAGAAAUAGUAGCUUUUGAAGAUAUUAAGACGGAAAGUGAUACAGCUGACACCACUGCUUUAAUUCAUACGUGUUCAACAAGAGAAGCUAAAUAUUUACUUGAACAUAUUGUUAAUAUGACAAUUGAACUAGGCACACAGGCAUCUCAAAAGGAUGUAGAAGCCAGGAGUCUUAAAAUGAGAUUAGCAACCUCAGAAACACACGCUGAGUUAAUAAAGAUGUACAGUUCACCUCAUUUUCCACAGUCACCAUUAGUGAUUAAUUCUCGAACUGUUACUAAGAUAAAACCUACCUGUGCUGUUACUACACCAGCCUUCUUCCCUGCAUCGUCUCAGUGUAAACUUGAUUAUGCUAUGGAGGAUGAUACUGAUUUUAAUACUACAAUCACUUGUAAUCCUGAGAAUAGUAAUAUUGAUGACCAGCAACAAGAAGAGCAAUUUGAUAUUACAGUAUGUGAGUUUCAUCCUGAAGAAUCUUUUUCUAAACACCGACGCAGAACUGCUGUUCCAGAAGAGAUAAAGGAAGCUAUUACUGGUCCUAGACCAUCUCUACCCUUACCAUUUCCUUCUACACAACCUGUAUCCAUGCGCAAUUUAGAAAUGACAAGUGUUUCUGAUAGUAAUGAAGGAAUCAGUUGUCAAGUCCUACAGUCUGAUUCUGGAAGCAUUUGUCAAAGUUGGCCAAGCCCCCCUUCUUUGUCACGUAGAAAUACUGAAAUUGCAAGCCCUAGUCGACAAAAUUCUUUGACAUUAACAAAGAAGAGAUCAGCUCCAUCAUUAUCAGUUGAGUCUGCACAACAGAGUAGACCAUGUCCUGGGUCACCUUCUAGCAGUCAUAACACUGGUGUAUUGAGAUUGACAUCAUUGCAGGAAAGCAAUAGCACCCAGGAAAUAAGAGAUUCAUUUGAUGUUGAAAAAGUUCCAAGAACAUCUGGUAAACAAUUAGUAUGUACUCAUACUGUCAGGGGGCAUGCUAGUGGAGUACUCUCUGUCACUGCUUCCAAUAUUCUUUUAUUUACAGGAUCACAAGAUUGUACUGCAAAAGUUUGGGAUUAUCUACAGGACAGUCAGUGGCUACACUAUCUCGUCAUCACAGUUAUGUUCGUAAAGUCACCUUUUGUCCCUAUACUCAAUUAGUAUUUACUGCUUGUCAGUCUCUGAUUAAAAUUUGGGACUUUCGUAAUUUAAAGAAACCAGAAUAUGUCAGAACAUUACAACCAGUAGGAAACUCGUCAGCAGAUGCUGUACAGGAUUUGUUAGUUCAUGGAAAUAACCUAUUAUCAGCUGCUGGUUCAGCUAUCAAUGUCUG